CACGAUUCAACUAUUGAUUACAAACUAUUUUUAGAUAGUAAUGAGGUAAUGUGAUAUCAGCUUUUACGUGAUAUGCUAAAACGGAAGUACAAUCAAUUGCUGUGUAUUACUCGACAGUUACUAACACUUGGUGAAAUACAAAUUGAGAUUGACGCUCAAACUUGCCGGUCAGUAUUUAUCUCGAAGGGAUCGUGAUAUUUGAAACCAUAUUUACACGUAAAACAGAGCGAUGGGAAAUUCACCAUCCAGUCAGAGACGACAGCCGGACGAGGCGGAUAAGGCUGUGAACAUUAUUUACAAUCCGAAAAUUUCCACGACAAAACAGAACGUUGACUUCGUUGACGUGGAGGAAGUAAAGACCCUGAUUCCACAGACAACCAAACCCACGUACAAUAAAGAAGAAUCUGCGGCACAAGACGACGACUGGGAUGUUUUAGAUUAUGAGACUAAAAGGGAAUCAAAAGUUGAGAGUGGAAAGACUGACAUUGAAGAAACAACAAAAGGGAAAAACAACAAAAAGAAUGCUGAGAAACAGAUUCGCUUGCGAAUCAUUUUCUUUUUCAUUCUAAACUGCGCUCUAUUCGUGUUGAUUUGCGUGACCGCUUACUAUCUGACCAACGAACGUGCGCCACCAGAACCUAACUAUAAACUGUGCUUGAAAUGCGAGGACAUUCGCGGACACCCAGACGACCCACUAGAACAUAUUGUUGAAACCGACGGGACUUGUUGCCUUGACAAUAACGAAAAUCUAAAGUAUCUCGUGGAGCCGUAUGCUUCAAGAUGGAUGAAAAUGAAAAUGCACGAAGAAAACGCAACGUUCAAAGUGUGCAACAACGUUUCGAGGGCUCCUACAGAGAAACCGUCAAUCAAAGUAAUGGGCUUAUCGCACGUACAGCCACAUGAACACCACCGCCUGCACUGGAACCAAAAGCACGAAAUGGCCAUCAAGCCAGAUGAGACGCUGAUCAAGUACCGCCCCGAUGAUGGCCAGAUCGAGAUUAUGAAAACCGGCCUGUACCAUGUUUACAAUCAGGUCCACUUCAAAAUUGCUCGCGGGACGGCCUACAAUCCGGCGCAUAUGGGCCACUGGGUAUACGUGAAGAGGGCGGGAACCAUUGAGCAAAGCGAGGACGUGCUCAUGCACAACAUGGAGACGGAAUGCGAAGGUCCAGGUUCCGAGAUCAUCACGUCCAGCUACCUGGGCAGCGAUUUCCAGCUGCAAGAAGGCGACAGACUGUAUGUCAAGGUCAACAAGAAAGACACCGUCAUCCCUGAACCGCAUCUCAAUUACUUCGGUGUACACAUGCUUUAAAGUGCUUCAUUUAUGAAUGCUUAAGUAAACAGACAAUCAAUAGCGCACAUGCAACUUUAUAAUCUAAUAUUUAUGCCAAUAUCAGAAUUUUAAUUUAAUGUUUUGUUAUUUUGUUUACGUCUUCUACGUUGGACUAUACAAAUAGCUUGUUGUUUUAUCUAUAUCAUGUAUACAUAUAGUUAGAUGCUGAAUGCAUAACUUGACACAAAUAUGUGCUGAUUUAUUUGCACAAUUGGUCGUUUUGCAACAAAUAUGAGUUAACUUCAAGCUAUCAGCUUAAGUGCCUUGUGGUAUUUAUGGUUUGUUACAAACAUGUUGUUAUAUAUACUACUCAAAAUUUGCUAGGGAUCACUUUUUAUAGUAUGUGUAAUUUGAAGUUUUUAUUAUGAAAAACAAAAAAGUUUGUGUUUUCCAAUUUAUGAGUGCGUAUUGUACAUAACCAAUAACCUGUCUUAUCGAUUUUGUUUACACAGACUUGCUAAUUUGCUCAUGAAAAGCACUACCCACGAAAAAGCCAUGACAUUUGGCCUUCCACUUGACAAACACAUUGUGAACAUGCUUCAAAUCUACACUUGUAGCUCAAUCAUUCAUCUUGAAAGUUGUUUGAAAUGGCAAACUAUCGCGUAAGAAGACAUCUUAUCUUAGAAGAAAUGAAGAGGGGGGAUUGGGAUGCUGGAAGGAGGAAAGUCACAACCUCAUGUGGCACGUCAGCCAGGCGUUUCACAGAGCGUUGUAGCCAGGAUGUGGAACCGCUACCAAAUGCAUGUUGAUGUUAUUCCCAGAUACAAGGGAGGUCGUCAGAGGGCUACUACGCAGGCACAAUACCGUUUUAUCGUGGUACUAGACCGACGUCAUCGCUUUAUGAACGCCAUGGCCCUUCAAAAUGACUUACAUAAUGCAUCAGGGGUUCGAGUUUCAACUCAAACCAUUCGAAACAGACUGCAUAGUGUUGGCAUUAGGGCUAGACGACCUGCCAUUCGUAUUCCAUUGAUGCGCAACCACAUCCAGGCACGUCUCCAAUGGGUACAAGAUCACAUAACCUGGUCUUUAAAUGACUGGACACCAGUACUCUUCAUAGACGAGUCUAUAUUCUGUGUUGACUUUACAGAUAGACGUGCCCGGGUGUGGAGAACAACCAAUGAGCGAUUUUCACCAGUAUGCAUCGCAAACCAUGAUCUUUAUGGUGGUUGCUCAGUAUUGGUUUGGGCUGGGAUCGGCAUGCAGGGGAAGACCGAUCUGCAUAUCAUUGAUAACGGCACUUUGACAGCUCAGAGAUACGUCAGAGAGGUCUUUGCAUUGACCGUUCCAAUGCGGUGACCCCAGCUUUAUUCAUAUUUUGUGUUUAUGUUGGUUUGUAUUGUGCUGUAUUGUGCUGUUUUGUACUGUUUGGGAAAUCGGUCACUUGCCUUAAAUAAAGGACCAACUAAUUGUUUUUAAUGAAAAUUCAAUACUGCUCCAGCAGCUGGAGUUUCACUUCUUUAUAUUGGAUAUAUACGUCCGUCCAUAUGCUGGUGCAAUAGGCCCAAAUUUCAUUUAAAUGGACGAUAAUGCCAGACCUCACAAAAGAAAGGUGUUCAAUGAGUACGAACAAGGUGAAACAAUCGUCAGGAUGGAGUGGCCUGCGAGGUCUCCGGACCUCAAUCCCAUAGAGGAUGUCUGGGGCAUUCUUCAGGUUGCAAUAUCUGCACGCCCUUUUAAGCCUAUCACAAUCCAGGACCUACGACAAGCCCUCCUACAGGAAUGGGUUCAAAUCCCACAAGACAGCAUCCGUGGGCUUAUCAGUAGCAUGAGAAGACGAUGCCAAUCAGUAAUCAAUGCCAAUGGGAACCAUACACGAUAUUGAAAAGGUCCUUUCAAUGUUUACAGACUUUUACAAUAAUUUCAAUUUUGACACACAUGCACUAAAACCUUCAAAAGUCACCCUAGCUAGAUUCAGCCAGCGUCACGCAUUAAUGAUAAAUCAAUACAUAAAAAUAAAAACAAAAACACACAUUCUAAUAUCAAAACCUGCAAAAUAACACUUUAAAAUGAACGUAAUCCAAAAUUGAAGAUAAUGCGAAACAAACUAAAAAGUGAUCCUUAGCAAAUUUUGAGUAGUAUAUAUUUCAAGUCACUGGUAACUGUGAAGAUUUCUCAUGAUAUAUAUUUCGUUAGAAUCGUAAUUUACCAGUUUGUUUAAUUGUUGUUUUACAAAAAAUUAAAAUGCCGAUACAUAUUGUUAAAGAAAUUAUGUAUUAAUCAAUUGCUUAUACCUAUUCGCGCAUUUUUAGUUACAUACCUUCCAGCGCUCAUUAGAUGAUAAUUAUCUCUCUUUUUUAAAGCGAUACGUUGUAAAUUUGUUUGCAUAUGCGUGAUUUUGCUUUAAGUUUUAUUUAUAUUUUGCAUGUUUCUUAUGUAUGCACAUUUAUUGUGUCUUGAGCUUUUAAUGUUUUAUUAAUGUUAAUAUCAUUGUUUCGAGAAAAUCUACUGUUUCUUAUGCAUGCACAUGUAUGAGCUUUCUUGUUUUACUAAUAUUAAUAUUAUUGUUCCGAGAAAAUAUAUUUUUUCUUAUGUAUGCACAUUUGUUAGCUUUCUUGUUUUACUAAUACUAAUAAUAUUGUACCGAUAAAAUGUAUUGUUUCUUUUGAAUGCACAUUUAUGAGCUUUCUUGCUUCACUAAUAAUAAUAUUAUUGUUCCGAGAAAAUUUAUUGUUUCUUAUGUAUGCGAUUUUAUGAGCUUUCUUGUUUUACUAAUAUUCAUAUCCUUGUUCCACGAAAAUUUAUUAUCGCGUUUAACGCGCCACUAUUUAUCGCUUUACUGUCAUUUACGGUUAUGGUAUAAUAAAUCAUUUGACUCCA
Molecule: messenger RNA, 4150 nt
Organism: Dreissena polymorpha
Lineage: Eukaryota; Metazoa; Mollusca; Bivalvia; Myida; Dreissenidae
Exons: 11
Coding region: 230-1312 (360 amino acids)
Biological process (GO): immune response
Cellular component (GO): membrane
Molecular function (GO): tumor necrosis factor receptor binding
Source: RefSeq, a predicted model, not a curated record